Closterium sp. NIES-67 is the source of this 1175-nucleotide messenger RNA. NCBI's taxonomy places the organism in Eukaryota, Viridiplantae, Streptophyta, Zygnematophyceae, Desmidiales, Closteriaceae. The record is from the annotation of a GenBank genome assembly.
CCAUUUGUCCUCGGGAGUAGCUCAACCGCUCCAUUCAUUCACCCGCUCGCACCUUGAUCUCGUCCGCCGCAGUUCCCUGUUCCACCAGAUCCGCACUCUCCCUCUCCGCCGCGUAAGUUCGCCCUAGCCGCUAUCACCAUGGCAGCGUCUACCGCGUGCACGCUCGGAGCGGCCGUGGCCUGGCAGGCGGCCGCCAAGAUCGACCGCGCGGCGGAGCUGCUCUCCUCCGCCAGCUGCGCCGCCAAGAUGCCGCUCCGCCUCGUGCCUUCCGCCAAGGCCUCGCUUCAGGCCAGCGCCUCUUCCCGGCGAGUCACUCGCUGCGCCGCCGCCGACAACACAGCGGCAGCGGCGUCGGCUGCCACGGAGGCGCCAGCAGCGGAGAUCACGGACACGUCAGCGUUCAUUGCUGACGUGGCCAGCCUCAUCAAGCUGGUGGAUUCGCGCGACAUAGUGGAGCUGGAGCUCAAGCAGGCGGGGGUGGAGAUCCUCAUCCGGAAGAAGGAGGCCCUUCCCGCUCCCGCGCCCCCCCCCGCGCCCGCUGCGCCUGCCUACCCCGCCUAUCCCCCGCCCCACAUGAUGGCGCACUCCCCCUACGCUGAAGCCCCGCCCCCUCCCGCCGCCGCCGCUCCCGCCCCUGCUGCUAGCAAGCCCGCUGCUGCGCCCGCUGCCCCUGCGCCCCCCCCGCCCGUGACCCUUCCGCCCAUGGUUUCCCCCAUGGCGGGGACCUUCUACUCCUCCCCCGCCCCCGGCGAACCCGCCUUCCUCAAGGUUGGCGACACGGUGACCAAGGGGCAGGUGGUGUGCAUCGUCGAGGCAAUGAAGCUCAUGAACGAGAUCGAGGCGGACCAAUCGGGCACGGUGGUGGCCAUUCUCGCCGAGGACGGCAAACCUGUGGCUGUCGGCGCGCCCCUAUUUACGAUCAAGCCAUGAGCUUCAAUCUAGGCGUCCAUGUAUCUCAAUAUAUUAAUCCAUUUUUAUGUGGUGGAUUCGAAGACUGAUCGUUAUCCAGCUAGUUCACCCAUGUAGCGUCCAGGGGCCAGGAUUUUUUGCAUGUUCCAGGCCUAAUUUGCCUGCUUGGGAUUUAGGAUUCUUGCUCUCCUAACAAGGGGAAAUAACCCCAAGAAUUAAAGAGUUGCGUUGCAUGGCAGUUGUAUGGCCUAACAUCAUCACAAACC